This is a messenger RNA of Racocetra persica, 174 nucleotides long. Lineage: Eukaryota; Fungi; Glomeromycota; Glomeromycetes; Diversisporales; Gigasporaceae. The record is from the annotation of a GenBank genome assembly.
AUACUUAGUUUCGGAGAAUAUAUCUCCUACUUAUCCCAACCACCACGUAAAGGUGUAUCUCACGGUUGGGAAGGCGAACCCCAACCAAUCUCUCAUCUCGGUACUAGUCGUGGUUCGGUUCCCGAAAGUCGUUUCGCGGUUCAAGAAACAUCGCAACGAACUUAUCCAAACAAG